CAGCACUUUCACUUCCCCCAGGUGCCCAGCCCCUGCCCCAGCGCACAGGAUCACCUUGAUCUGCACUUGUUGCCAAGAACAGGACACAGACUCCGAGAGAGGGACAAUGACGGGAAGUGGGGGUGUGGGGAUGGGUAGAUAAACAGAGAAAGGAGGACAGGCAUGCAGAGAGAAUGGGCCAGAAAUCCAGAUGGGGAGAGGAUAGACCCGGGGAAGGUGGGGGACAGAGACCUAGAGGAAAAGAGAAGGACAAAGAUCCAGAGAGAAAAGAACAGAGACCUAGAGUGGGAGGACAAGAGACUGGGAGGACUGGGCAGUGGGGACAGAGAGGACGCAGAGAUGGCAGAGCUUAGCAAGCGGUGAGGUCAGAGUGCCUGUGAGGUCGGCUGCUGUCCAGGGCCAGCCUGGGGUCCUGGUGCCCAGAGUAGAUGAGUGCAAGUAGAUCACAAUCCCCAGUGUGUCCCCUGUUCUGAGCCAUGGAGACUCGGGAUGGCCUGCCUGGUGUGUCCUUGGUGCCCACAGAUUUCAAGGCCCGUCAGGAGAAGAUGUCGGCCCAGGACGGCUGCCUCAGCCUCAUCAAGUACCUCCUCUUCGUUUUCAACCUCUUUUUCUUCGUCCUAGGCAGCCUGAUUUUCUGCUUCGGCAUCUGGAUACUCAUCGACAAGACCAGCUUUGUGUCCUUUGUGGGAUUGUCCUUCAUGCCCUUGCAGAUCUGGUCCAAGGCCCUGGCCAUUUCAGGAAUCCUCACCAUGGGCCUGGCCCUCCUGGGCUGUGUGGGGGCCCUGAAGGAGUUCCGCUGCCUCCUGGGCCUGUAUUUUGGGACACUGCUGCUCCUGUUUGCCACGCAGAUUACCCUGGGAAUCCUCAUCUCCACUCAGUGGGUCCAGCUGGAGCGGAAAGUGAAGGACGUCGUGCAGAAGACGAUCCAAAACUACCGCGCCCACCCGGAGGAGACUGCGGCAGAGGAGAGCUGGGACUACGUGCAGUUCCAGCUGCGCUGCUGCGGCUGGAACUCUCCUCAGGACUGGUUCCAUAUCCCCAGCCUGAAGAGAAACGAGUCGGAAGUGCCCCACGUGCCCUGCUCCUGCUAUAAUUCAUCAGCGACCAACGACUCCGCAAUCUUCGAUAUGAUCUCCUUCCCCCAGUUCAGCCGGCUCGGAUCACCGGCCCCGCCUCGACACAAUGCAGACAUUUGCGUGGUCCCUGCAAACAGCUACAUCUACCGAGAGGGCUGCGAGUGGAGCCUCCAGAAGUGGUUGCACAACAACCUCAUCUCCAUAGUGGGCAUCUGUCUUGGCGUGGGUCUCCUUGAGCUCAGCUUCAUGGCGCUCUCCAUAUUCCUGUGCAGAAACCUGGACCACAUCUACGACCGGCUCGCUCGGUACCGCUAGGCCCCGCCCCUCCCGAAGCCCCACCCCGACCUCCUCAAGUGCCCUGGGCUUUUAGUUCCCUGCUGCAUGUAAAUAUUUGUUUAAUCCCUAGUUCGCCCCACCCAUUGAGCCCUGCCUCCCCAUUCCCUUGGGGGUCCCAGGCAUCUGCCUGCCCCACUGUCACCUCUCCCCCGGGACCUGGGGUUUCCGGCCACCAGCUUCCUGCCCCCUAAUACCUCAUUUCCUUUUCUCAUCUGUCGGCCUACCACCUCCCACAAGAUUGUUUUUCACCCAAACUCCAAAUAAAUCCCCUGCGUUUUGGUAAAA
Camelus dromedarius (Arabian camel) is the source of this 1697-nucleotide messenger RNA. It is a transcript of the gene CD37, whose product is annotated as CD37 molecule. Bases 477 to 1391 code for a protein of 304 amino acids. The record is from RefSeq and is a predicted model, not a curated record. The transcript is spliced from 9 exons. Lineage: Eukaryota; Metazoa; Chordata; Mammalia; Artiodactyla; Camelidae. Gene Ontology annotation, cellular component: plasma membrane.